This is a messenger RNA of Lethenteron reissneri (Far Eastern brook lamprey), 7286 nucleotides long. It is a transcript of the gene GNB5, whose product is annotated as G protein subunit beta 5. The record is from RefSeq and is a predicted model, not a curated record. Gene Ontology annotation, biological process: signal transduction. Gene Ontology annotation, molecular function: protein binding. NCBI's taxonomy places the organism in Eukaryota, Metazoa, Chordata, Hyperoartia, Petromyzontiformes, Petromyzontidae.
AGAUGUGUGACCAGACGUUCCUGGUCGUCUGCUUCGGGCAGUGCGAUUUGUGCUGCAAAGAACGGCCGCUCCGUGGCGUCCUCAUCAAUGCACAGUCUCAGAAUGUGUGCACAAGCUGCGCAGAGCUGAUGGCCUCCGAAGGGCUGCAGGAGAAUGAGACCAUCGACGGACUGCAGGGAGAGGCGGAGAACCUCAAGAUCAAACUGGAGGAGGAGAGGGCCAAGUUGCACGACGUGGAACUUCACCAGGUGGCCGAGCGAGUGGAGGCGCUGGGCCAGUUUGUCAUGAAGACGCGUCGCACCCUCAAAGGGCACGGCAACAAAGUUCUGUGCAUGGACUGGUGCAAGGACAAGCGGAGACUCGUCAGCUCCUCCCAGGAUGGGAAGGUGAUCGUGUGGGAUGCGUUUACCACCAACAAGGAGCAUGCAGUCACCAUGCCAUGCACGUGGGUCAUGGCGUGCGCGUACGCUCCGUCUGGGUGCGCCAUUGCCUGCGGGGGCCUUGACAACAAGUGCUCUGUUUACCCACUGAGCAUGGACAAGAAUGAAAAUCUCGCAGCUAAGAAGAAGUCCGUGGCCAUGCAUACAAACUACCUAUCUGCCUGCUGCUUCACCAACUCCGACAUGCAGAUUCUGACAUCGAGUGGAGAUGGCACUUGCGCACUGUGGGACGUGGAGAGUGGCCAGCUCCUGCAGAGCUUCCAUGGGCAUGGAGCUGAUGUCCUGUGCCUCGACCUGGCUCCAUCUGAGACUGGAAAUACAUUCGUGUCUGGGGGCUGCGACAAGAAGGCAAUGGUGUGGGACAUGCGCACAGGCCAGUGCGUGCAGUGCUUUGAAACGCACGAGUCUGACAUCAACAGCGUAAGGUACUACCCAAGUGGAGAUGCGUUUGCCACAGGCUCGGACGACGCCACGUGCCGGCUCUAUGACCUGCGUGCGGACCGGGAGGUGGCCGUCUUCUCCAAGGAGAGCAUCAUCUUCGGAGCCUCCAGUGUCGACUUCUCACUGAGCGGCCGCCUGCUGUUUUCCGGCUAUAACGACUACACAAUCAACGUGUGGGAUGUACUCAAGGGAUCUCGCGUCUCCAUCCUGUUCGGUCACGAGAACCGCGUGAGCACACUGCGCGUCUCCCCCGACGGAACCGCCUUCUGCACCGGCUCCUGGGACCACACGCUCAGGGUUUGGGCCUGACGUUUGUUCAAGCGAGAAUGGACAAGGUGCACCGUCUUUUUUUUUCUUUUCUCCAAAGUGUUUUUUUCCAGAGAUUCAUGUUUUGCAUGUCUAGCUGUCAGUUUUCCCUUACCGGCACAACUGCUUUCUGUGGCUGUCGUGAUGAUCGUAACGGUGCAGUUAUUAUUUUAUUUGGAACAUCCGAUUUUUAGGAUGGCACCAAACAAAUGUCAACGACUCAUCCCUCCCGAAUUUUAAGAUUUCACCUUUCACGUUAAUCUCAAAUAACCCUGAAUGUGCACCAACUCAUAAUGAAAUAAAUCCUUUCCGUGAGACUGUGACGUCUCCUGUUAAUGUUAUAUCCAAACAAUGUUCACUCUUUGGAUAAAAAGAAUCCAGCCUAGUUUACUUGCAUCUAUAAACCUGAGAUGAACCUAUCUCCAGGGCCGGACUGACACACGGGCUUUUAUGGCCUGCAGCCUGGGGCCUCGAAUAUAGAUGGGCUGCCCACACUAUAUAUACCAUGUAGAAUACAAUAUAUUGCAUAAAUAAGUAGCGUGUUACUGUGUGGAAUCGGAACAGCUGUAUUCAGCCGGAGCAGACUGCCUUAGCUGAAGAGGGGCUUCAAAACCAAAUCGAUUACAACCACGGGUUUUACCCCUCACACGGAUCCCGGCAGGGCCCAUCCAUACAUCUUCCCAGGAACAAGAUCUAUUCUAAGCAUAUUCCGGUAGGAAGAGGUAAAUGUCUUCCUAAAACUGAUGUUGUAACUCCGAAACUCUGAAAACUGCUCAAAUGUAGCGAUGUAUCUGGAGUGAAGUCUUCCUCCAUUGUGGCCAGUGUCUAUCGUGCAAUUAGAAACAUGCUGAGCUCUAGUAGUUGCAGUAACGCCAAGAGCUCACUGAACCAGUCUCUGUUGUCUUUAAUGUCAUCACUGCUGCUUUAUUCUGCUAUCACUAUAAUGGCACAGCCAUAACGAGUUUCAUGGAUAUGUUCUGGAAAAUCUAAAAUUUACUCAAUCAAAGUGCGACCAGGUGGAGGUCAGUUUCCGUGCAGUGAGGCAGUGGUGUUAAAUCUCAGGGCACAGUCACACCUUGAGGUCGACACAGCAGUAAAGUAGCUAAAUAGUGAUGAGGCAGUAGGAGGAGAAAUAGAAGUAUGUGGCUUUGUUGCUGAGAUGUUGACCAAAGCGGGGUGGGGGGUGGGAGAUGAACUGCACAGAUAACGAUGCUAGGAGCAGGUAACAGUUCCCACAUGACUGACAACAACUAUGAUACCAUUAACAAUAGGGAUACAUACUCUUUGUUCUUUCGGUAAAGUUACGUAGGUAUAAAAUAAAAUAGAUCUUUCCUGAAAAUUUUGCAGAAGGAAAAUCAAGCAUAUUUCUAUAAGAUACCAGUGCUUCAGGCAGACAUAUCUGCUGUCGGGCAGUUAAUAGAGAAGAGCUGUGAGUGUGGAAAUUCUAUUUUUACUUAUUUUGUAGGGAUUAAACCGGCGUGUGAUUCCAUUGACAGAGAUAAGCUAUGGGAACGUAUAGAUUGCUACAACCACUCCAUGCAAAAUAAGCUGACCGCUGCAGAAUGUGCACACCAGAACGAAUGCCGAGUUUGUUGUUUGAAGGAAAGGCAUGGAUUGAGGAAAGGAACAGCUGUUUACCAGGUGCCUACUUUACCUCCAUCUUCAUCAGUGUCUUUACGGGGUGUGUAUUCACGAAGACAACGGAUAGGGCAGACACUGUAGACGGCCAUCAUUAAAAAAAAUGCACUUCAAAGAUUUGGGGCUCAAUUGAGGUGUUUUUGACCAUAAUUCCACAUUGUUUGCUUGAGUUACAGAUGUUUUUAUGGAAAUAUGUUUUGAUUUCAACAUUUGCUAUUAAUUCUGGGUAAUUCCCAUAAUUAGUAAACCACAUUCGCUCCACUUCAGUUUUCCUUGCGGAUUGUGUUGAAGUGGCCAUCGUGAAGCUAAAUAAUCGCAGGAACUUUUCACACCUUGUGUGCUGUGAUUCCAGCUCCAAACUGGUGAAAGUGGCCACUCUGGGGCAAACAGUUUGGGCAUGGUGGCUGACUCCCCUGUCUUCGUGUGUGGCUGUGGCGUGCACACAUCCUGCAAACACAUGCAGAAACCACAGCAUUACACGAGCUAGAACCUCUCACAAUGGCGUCAGAAGCAGAUGAAUUGUUGCAACCCAGUAAACCUGAAACGUUGGGAUAACAUUGGUCCAACGUUUCCUAGCACAUGCCAACGUUGGCCCAACGCUGCAUGUUUACUGGGAAGCACACACUGAUGACGAUGCUUGUGAUGAUGAUAGGGAUGAGAAGUAUUGCCAUGUAUUUCUCAAGAAAAGCCUCUUUGAUUCUCAAAACUUUUUUUAGGAGAGACCUGCAUCGGGAUGGUUGGCCAAAUCCAUUAAAAAGUGUUUUGCCUGUAGGAGGAAUUCAGGUAUUCAGAGAAAACUCGCGCAUAUAAGGGGAUAACGCUGACAUUUCCACAGAUGGGUUCACUGACCCAAUUGCUAUUUUGUAAUAUCCUGGCAACCUUGUGAGUUUUACAAAUCUGCACGACCCACCAAUAUGCUGGAUUAGGCAGUCAUGCACCACGAGGCUUGCUUGCUGUUGCUGUGCUGAUGUCCGUUCAUGUAAUGACGACGAUGACGCUGAGGAUAUAAUACAAUAACAAAUGAAGGAUUUUCAGUUUUUCAUCGCUUAAAGACAAAUAGUACCUCAACGUGCUUGGCUAUACAUUGAUAAAAUACAAAGCCCCGAGUGAAAAUUUUGAAAAAUACGGGAAAGAUAUAAAAAUAACAAUGAAAGAUGACAAUUUAGGAUAAAACAAUUGAGAAUGAAUUAGUUCUGAAUGCAACCACAUCUUAAAAUGCUGUCGAGAAACAGUGGCUAUUUAAAACAAAAUUAGAGCGUCUAACACAUCCAGCCAGCUUAAACCCGGGAUGGAUCGCAGGCAGGCCAGCAUGAAUGUUUAAAGACGGCGCGUGUAUUUCUGUAAAGGGGUCCACUUUUCGUAAGCGGAGAGCAGGAGAGGGCAUAACUGUGGCCGAGAAGACCUGAAGCUUCGUGUGGAGCGACGUGCCAGGCAGCUUCCACACAGCGUUAAGCAGCCGUUGUGGUGAUUUUGUUGAGAACAGACACAUCUCUGACAAUGUAGGGGGUUGUCCAUUCGAAUCAACGCGGUCACCGUGUCUAUUUACUUGAUGCCUGAUUUAUAUAUAUAUUGAAAAAGGUAUUUAUUUUAUAUCUGUCUCUCCUCACUGUGAACUCUAGUUGAUGCUCACCUCCCACGUUCCCUCUUCGAAUGCCAAAUUUACCAAUCAUGUUUUCGUCUUUAUAACUUUCACCAGCUUUUACCAUGACUGUCGCCCAUUACGAUGUUGUAAUGCACUUCGCUCUCGUUUAGCAGUCGUUUCCUUAUACAUUUUUGUCUACAUCCUAAUCACGGUGGCUUUCUGUUGGAGCGUAUGCAUGAUGAAGCUUUACCCGCAGUGUUUUGAGAGCCUUUUGUGUGGUGCGUUAAACAACUCCGGACGAUUCGUGAGCUCUUAAACUAAUUCCGAGUUGUAAGUAGGAAUCCCUCUCCAUAAUUACGAGCAUAUCUCCCUCUUAUAAUAUACAACGUCGCUACUGUUGGCUGAAACCGACCACGCCCCGGUUUGUUCCUUAAUUUAUCUUCCGUCCAUACUCUUUGGUUGUCCCACCUGAUGACGGACGCUUGUGUGUUGCGCCCGAAACGUCGUGAUUUAAUUUAUUUUAUUUUGUUAUACCUACGUGACUUUACCGAAAGAACCAAAGAGUAUGGAUCCCUGCAGUCACGAAAACUUCAAAUCUAGAUUCUAUUCUGUCUCCAAUUGAACGAGACGUAUUUUCCACACGCAGUCUCCAAAGUGUUUGCGGCAAUGGUUAAUCACCCAGUGAUUCCUCGUGUUCCUUACGCGUACACAUUUCCUAUGCUAUGCUGCCAUUAAAGAUGAGGUCGGAGUUGUUGUUGCCGGAGGCCCCGGGUUUCAGGCUGCACUCCACCCGUGGGACAACGUGUGACCUUACUUCACCACGCUGGUUCAGUGCGGGUUUGGUUCAGAUCCUCGCCUGGCACGUGAUCCAGUCACACGCGAGGCACAGCGUGACAUAGGCGUACUUAUUUUCUUGGUUCUUUCGGUAAAGUCACGUAGAAGGGAAAUCACAAAAUAAUAAAAAUAAAACAAUAAAAUUCACCUGAUGAUGAUUGCUUGUGUUGCAAUCGAAACGUCGUGAGAAUUUAAUUGGGUUUUUUAUUUAUUAUUUUGUUAUUUCCCUUCUACGUGACUUUACCGAAAGAACCAAGAAUAUGAAUCCCUGCAGUCACGAAAGCUUUAAAUAGGCGUACUUGUUGUGUAUCCGUGACGGUAUGUUAUCAUGUAAAGUUAAUUUAAUUGACUCAUUGGUUAUGUUAACUCUGUGCAUGUGUCAACAAAUUGUUUUUGUUGCAUCAUCAUUAUUUAUGUUUGGGGAAAAAUGAGUAGCACCACUUAGCGAGAAAUCAGUCCGGAUUUUUCCGUGAGAGUGGAAGCAGUGAUGAGACCGUUUCACGCGUAGGCUUUCGCGACCAAUAUCAUCCAUAAUAGAUGUUUCUUUGGGUUAGAUCGCGUAAAUAUAUAAAUGUGUUGUUAAAACCCGCCACUACCCGACACAGCCAACUAGUGAGGGUUGUCACGUAAACAGAACGUGGCCAAUUCGUCACUAGUACAGCACCACACCGGUGUGUUGGAGAGCCAAGCCACAACAUUUACAAUCUGAGUACGACGUUUCGCCAGUAAUUAUAACUAGCUUCGUGGCCUGUCCAAAUGAGGCUCAGUUUUACUUGAGGAUCUGCAGUACAAUCUUUCUACAUCACGCAACGAAGUUGUUAUUUUUAGACUUAAAGAUGAACACAAUUGUCUGCUAUCUGACGUGCAGGGCCGAGAUCUGUACAAUUUUGUUUUUAAUCUAAGCCUGUUCCAGUGGUCAAAGGAAAACAAAAUGUGAAAGGUCAGUUCUGAAAUGCUCUGCUAUGAGUGCACACAGGGUAACUGGGAUUAUUGACAUUCAUGGCAACACGCCGAGGUACACCAGCCUCUGGGUAACAUGCUUCACCUGCAGUAUGGAAGAUCAGCCAUCAGCAGUGUGUCCCCGCCGUAGCAACAGAACCCAAGAGAGCCCGUCAAGGAUAAAUAACAAAAAAUUCAACACAUUUGUCAAUAACACUGUGGCCUUAAGAGUAUAUAAUAGGCGACAUUUUGGGCAAUGGGCCUUCUUCAUAGCACACGUACACAGAGCCCAGAGAGGUUAGCUGAUCAAGGAUACGUCAUCAAACACAGGUGUGGAACGGGGACAGCGGUUAUAUAAAGAGGUCAAUGUCCGUACGGACCCAACAGACUCUGCAUGGGGGAACAUUGACGUCAUGUCCCACUUAAAACAAGUGUCUACCCCAACCCUAUCGUAUGUUGUUCAUAGGAAACCCCCACAGAUUCAACAAGAUGAGUUUGCAUGAUGAAAAGGAUAGAUUUGUUGCAGAAUUCCUGAUUCAACUGCUAUUAUUAUGUAUUUUUUUUAUUCUAACAGCCAAAAAUUGUGCAAUGUAUCUGCAAUUGCAGCCUAUCACGGAUGCUCAUUGCUCAGCGAAUUUUACAAUUACAAAUGAAUGUAGAAUUUUAAACAUGAUCAUGAUACUAUUAAAAUGAGCACGUUAACAUGUUUUACCUGUUAAAAGUCACCAUUUGAUGAUCGACUGAUCAGGUGUGAUCCAGUCCAGUUGAUCACUCUGUGAUUAAAUUCUCAUCGGACCACCAAUUAUCGAAUACGAGGUCAAUUAAUGUGAACCGAAGCGUUUUUUUUUUAUCCAGAUAAAAGAUCCGUUCCAAAAACGGGUAUUGGCAUCACCAAUUACGAUGGGUUUUACCGAUAAAGAUGUAUUUAAGAGAUUCAUGUCUCAUCGGAUUCUUCCGGUCUAAACAAAAUAUUGCGAUGCUCUGCGUCAAAGUCACCCCCGCCACACGCUGCCGCUGCUGCCGCGUGCGUGACACCGUGUGGAGUGAACGCCGUGGUGCAGGUUUUACGGCCUUGGAGGGUCGUCCAUAAAUGACGUCACGCACCU